Messenger RNA from Monoraphidium neglectum, 2898 nucleotides. Its product is annotated as Dynein heavy chain 17, axonemal. Gene Ontology annotation, molecular function: dynein light intermediate chain binding; dynein intermediate chain binding; minus-end-directed microtubule motor activity. Gene Ontology annotation, biological process: microtubule-based movement. The record is from RefSeq and is a predicted model, not a curated record. The transcript has 28 exons. Bases 1 to 2898 code for a protein of 965 amino acids. Lineage: Eukaryota; Viridiplantae; Chlorophyta; Chlorophyceae; Sphaeropleales; Selenastraceae. Gene Ontology annotation, cellular component: dynein complex.
AUGAAACUCAGGCUGGUAUCCGACGAGGAUCGCCUGUGGACGGGCCGCCUCUUGGAGGGCCUGACAGACGCCCACUUCAAGGAGCGCCUGCCGCGCCUGCUGGGGGCCGCCGGAGAGGGCGGCGGGGCAAUGAGCGACACAGACCUGAUGGCGGGCCUGAGGGGCCUCAUGUUUGGAGACUUCCUGAACACCCCCGCGGGCUCAGAUUCCCGGCAGUACCGCCAGCUGACGGACCCCUCGAAGCUGCUGACCGCAGUCAGCGACGCCCUGGCAGAGAUGAACGCGGGCAGCAAGAGGCCCAUGGCGCUUGUGCUGUUCCAGUUUGCGCUGGAGCACGUGUGCCGUAUCGCCCGCGUAAUCGGCACACCCGGCGGGCACGCGCUGCUGGUUGGGCUGGGCGGGAGUGGCAGGCAGAGCCUCACGCGCCUGGCCGCAUACAUGGCUGACAUGGAGGUGGUCCAGAUUGAGAUAUCUAAAACAUACGGCCAGGAGGAGUGGCAUGAGGACCUGCGGAAGCUGCUCAAGAAAGCUGGGGAAGCCAGCAAGAAGGUUGUCUUCCUAUUUAGCGACACCCAGUGCCGCAGCGAGUCAUGGGUUGAGGACGUGUCAAACCUCCUGAACACCGGGGAGGUGCCUAACCUCUUGUCACCAGGCGACCUGGCCGCGAUGGCUGAGACGAUGCGGCCGCGCGCCAAGGCCGCCGGCAGGGACACCGCGUCAAAGGAUGCCAUGGCUGCUUUCUUCCUGGAGGAGGUGCGCCGCAACCUCCACAUCGUUCUGAGCUUCUCCCCAGUCGGCGACGCCUUCAGGGAGCGCCUGCGCAGGUUCCCGUCCCUGGUCAACUGCACCACAAUCGACUGGUUCACCGCUUGGCCGCGUGAUGCCCUGCACUCCGUCGCCACCAACUCGCUCGCCGGCCUUGUCGGCGUGGACGACGCGGUAGUGCGGGCGCUGCCCGGCGUGGUGGUGGCUUUCCACGAGGACGUGCAGGCGCUGGCGGGGCGCUUCCUGGCAGAGCAGCGGCGCCACUACUACGUCACGCCCACCAGCUACCUGGAGCUUCUGGGAAGCUACAAGAAGCUGUUGGGCAAGCGCCAAGAUGAGGUGAUGUCUGCCAAGCGCCGCUAUGAGGUGGGGCUGGAGAAGCUCGCGACCACUGAAGAGUCCGUUGCAGGCAUGCAGGCGGAGCUCACGGCCCUCCAGCCGCAGCUCGAGGAGAGCGGCCGCGAGACGGCCGCCGCGAUGGCAGAAAUUGCCGAGCGCAGCGCGGAGGCCGACAAAGUGAAGGAGGUGGUGCAGCGGGAGGAGGCGGCGGCGGCCGGGGAGGCGGCGAAGGUCAAGGCCAUCAAGGACGAGUGCGAGGCUGACCUGGCGGAGGCAUUGCCCGCGCUCGAAGCGGCCCUGCGUGCGCUGGACACGCUGACAAAGAAUGACAUCACCGAGGUGAAGGGCAUGAAGAGCCCGCCAUCUGGCGUGAAGCUGGUGCUUGAGGCCGUGUGCAUCCUGAAGGGCGUGAAGCCCGUGCGGCUCAAGGACACCAACACCGGCCAGAUGGUGGACAACUAUUGGGAGGCGUCAAAGAAGAUGCUCAUGGAGGACGACUUCCUUGGCGGCCUCAAGCGCUACGACAAGGACCACAUUGACCCGGGGGUGGUUAAGAAGAUCCAGGCGUACGUGGCAAAUCCCGAUUUCACGCCUGACAAGAUCCAGCAGGCGUCUCAAGCGGCGUACGGGCUGUGCUGCUGGGUGCGCGCCAUCGAGUUGUAUGACAGGGUGGCCAAGGUUGUUGCCCCCAAACGGGCGGCCCUGGCCGAGGCAGAGGCGCAGCUUGCCACAGUGAUGUCAGCGCUGGCCUUGAAGCAGGCGGAGCUGAAGAAAGUGAUGGACCAGCUGGCGGCGCUGGACAGAGACCUCAGAGAGAAGACUGCGCGCAAGGAGUCGCUGGAGCGGGAGGUCGAGCUCUGCAAGGUCAAACUGGACAGGGCGCAGAAGCUCAUAUCGGGGCUGGGGAGUGAGAAGACGCGCUGGCGCGACGCGGCGGCGGCGCUGGGGCGGCAGUACGUGGCGCUCACAGGGGACGUGCUGCUCGCCGCAGCUCAGAUCGCCUACCUCGGGCCCUUCACCCAGGGCUACAGGUCCGAGGCGCUGCGCUCCUGGGCGGCGUGCUGCACCGCGGCCAAGAUCCCGUGCCACGAGGGCUUCCGGCUGUCGACCGCGCUGGGGGACCCAGUCAAGAUCCGACAUUGGAACAUCUGUGGCCUGCCAAAGGGUCUGGCGAACAAAUGGAUCAGGGCGCUGGAGAAGCAGGCCGGGCUUCUGGCAGUGAAGCAGAGCGACCCCAGCUUCCUGCGCACCCUGGAGAAUGCCAUCCAAUUCGGCAAGCCCGUGCUCCUGGAGAACGUCGGGGAAUCUCUGGACGCAUCGCUGGAGCCGCUGCUGACGCGCGCGGUGUUCAAGCAGGGCGGCACGGCCUGCAUCAAGCUGGGCGACGCCGUCGUGGAGUACAGCGAGCAGUUCAAGCUGUACAUCACCACUAAACUUCGCAACCCCCACUACGCACCGGAGGUCUGCACAAAGGUGUCCCUGCUCAACUUUUCCACCACCCCUGAGGGCCUGGAGGACCAGCUGCUGCAGGUCCUGGUAGCGGCCGAGCGCCCAGAUCUCGAGGAGGAGAAGAACAGGCUCAUCCUCGCGGGUGCCGCCAACAAGCGGCGCCUCAAGGAGACCGAAGACGAGAUCCUGCGCGUGCUGAGCAGCAGCAGCGGCAACAUACUGGAGGACGAGGCCGCGGUCAACGUGCUGCAGGCGUCCAAGGUGUUGGCCGAUGACAUCAAGGCCAAGCAGAAGGUGGCCGACGAAACGGAGGCCCAAAUCGACACGGCUCGGCAAAGCGCGUAG